CCCGACGUCCUUUGCAUGCAUGGUUUACGGAAGCGUUCGUCGGCGCCGUGCAACCGUUGGCGUCUUCUUGAUUCUAAUAACACUAAUUGUGCUGAAUAUUCUCAAAUAUUGUUGGUUUUAUUUCGUGCUCAGACGAUAAUGAAACCGUCUUUGGAUUCUGAAGAGGAGGAAGAAUUAGGAUCGUUACAGAAGUCACUGAGAGAAAGGGCAAAUCGCAGUAUCCAGCAACUUUCCAGCAUGUUGGCAGACCACAGCUCUGACUCCACAGAGUCUGCCGAAAUAAAGCCAAACCCCUGUCUGCCAGUUCAGCAGAGUGAAGCAGUUAAUCAGCUGCGUUCUUUGCUUCAAAAGCAGUCAAAAGAAGCAAAUGUUCAGUCACCUUCUCCAUCCAAGAGGAAAUUGGUGACAAAGCAAAAAACCUCAGAUGAGGGCAGUCUGCCUGCUGUUCAUGACCUGGUUCCCAUCAUCAACAAUCAAUCUGAAUACAUUCAGCACCUGGAGGCUGAGGUCAAGUUUUGCAAGGAGGAAAUCCUUGGAAUGAAACAGAGAGUGAGAGUGGUGGUGGUGGAGAAUGAGAAACUCCAUGAAGAACUCAAAGCUAAGAUGGUGGAAGACACCCUUAAACAAUAUACACUAUUUGACAGCACGCUAAAUAUUGAGAGCACGCCAGAAAAAUCUCCAAAACCAAGACUCAGUUCUGUUAGUCAUGCUGAGGACCAGAGGUGGAGAAAAGAAAUGGAGCGUCUUAAGUGUCUCUAUCAAGCCCAAACUGAGACCCUGGAAGCUCAAGUGGUCUCUUUAAAGAAAGAGUUGGCAAGCACUCAGAAGGAGUAUGAGGAAACGAAAGAACGACUAAGGCACAAAGAGGUGAUGGUCGAAGCGACAGGCAGCGGUCAGCGUGUUGGUGGUCUGUGUCUAAAGUGUGCUCAACAUGAAGCGGUCCUAGCUGAGACACACUCCAAUGUCCACGUUCAGACCAUUGAAAGACUCACAAAGGAGCGGGAUGAGUUGAUGACCGUCCUGUGCUCAUUGAGGGCGAGUCAGACUGAGGCCCAGCAGAGAGAAUGGGCAGCUUAUCAGCAGGUUAAACAGGCAGUGGAAAUGGCAGAAGAGGCAAACCUAGAAAAGACAAGAGCACUGGUGCAGUGUGAGCACUUUAACAGCGAGCUGACUAGACAGAGAGAGAGGCUGGAAAGAGAGCUGGCUUGUGAACAGGAGAAGAUCUCCCAGGCCAGGGAAGCAGCACGUGCAGAAAGCAGGAAAGAGAAAGAAGAGCUCGCCCAGACUGUGACCAGUCUCUCUCAGAGAGUGGCUGAAUUGGAGGGUCUGCUGGAGAGGGGAGAAAGAGACAGGAAUUCACUUAAUUCCCAACUGGAGGAAGCUUAUAAGAAGCUCACUGAACAGGAAGCAGACGGCAGCAAGGUGUGUGCAGAGUUGCGGUUCUUCUUGACUCAGGCCCAGCUGAAGAAAGAGGAGGCAGAGAGGGAGGUGAGGGACAUCAGCGCCAAACUGGGCCGCCAACUAGAACUGGUCGAACAGGAAGUGCAGAAACUGGGUGUGGAGCUGAGCGGUACCCGGCAGCGUUUGGAGGAGGCCCAGAGGGCAGAAGGCCGAGCCCGGGCGGAGGCAGCCGGCCUGGCCGAGGGGCUAAGCCGCGCCCAGCGCCAACUGCACCUCACCAGGCAAGAGAAGGAGGCGGCUGAGCGCUGCUGUGGCGAGGACAUGGCCGCUCUGACCUUCCAGGCACAGCGGCGCGAACGCGAGCUGACACAGAAGCUUCAGCAAAUGGAAGCGCAGCACGAGAGGAGUGCCAGUGAAACAGACGAUCUGCUGACUGCUCAGAACAGUUUGAUCAGGAAACUAAAGGAGGAAUGUCACACGCUUGGGGCGAAGCUGGAGGAACUGUCCCAGAGUAGCAGGGCGACAAUAGAGCAGUUAUCCCUGGAGAGAGAUCACCUGCAGGAAAACACAGAGAAACUGCGAGGUCGCUGUGAGGAGAUGGAGGAGCAGUGUGUGCAGCACGGGAGGAUGCAUCAGCGUAUGAAACAAAGACUGCAGCAGUUGGAUCAGCACUGUCAGGCCAGUUCACAACAGGUCCUGCAGCUUCUCUACAGACAGAAUCAGCUCAUGCAGGAGCGACAACAGCUCGCCGAAGAGAUGAAGGACCUGAAAGUCCAGAUGCAUAUUGAGAAAAGAGUGGACACACUGGCUGUAUGAAGGCAUGACACUUCAUCUCCAUCACUUCAUUCAUGGACACUUUACUUCUGGAUUACUGUUUACUCACAUCAGUUUAACCACUGCAUGGAUACCAUUAAAAGUUUAGUGCUGCAAAAUACUUAAAAUCUCCAUAGUUAUACAGCUGUUAAAAAAAUAGUUGUUUCAAGUUUAAAAAGUAAGUUUUAAUGCUGCCUUACAUUUAAUUAUAUUUAAAAACUGUAUAUAAAUUUUUUUUUGAGUCAGCAAAUAUUUUUAAGUUUAAUUAACUUCAAAUUUUAAGGCAGCGCAAACACAUUUUUAAACAAAUCUUUUUUACAGUGCAGUUCACUAUUUUUAUUGCGUAAAAGCACAUGAGCCCUUGUCAGACAUUUUAUAUGUUUUCAUUCGUUUUUUAUAGAUAUGGCAAUAGUAUUUGUGCACAUUUAUAAAAGCAUUUUUUUGUUUUUGUGACAGGAAUAUAUAUUUGCUGGUGUGUUUCUAAUUUACACAAUUGUUGUAAAUAAUCAAUAAAUUAUUUCUUAAUA
This is a messenger RNA of Misgurnus anguillicaudatus (oriental weatherfish), 2741 nucleotides long. RefSeq names its product SHH signaling and ciliogenesis regulator sdccag8 (gene sdccag8). Lineage: Eukaryota; Metazoa; Chordata; Actinopteri; Cypriniformes; Cobitidae. Gene Ontology annotation, cellular component: centriole; centrosome. Gene Ontology annotation, biological process: centrosome cycle; tube formation; neuron migration. The record is from RefSeq and is a predicted model, not a curated record.